Molecule: messenger RNA, 1536 nt
Organism: Vidua chalybeata
Lineage: Eukaryota; Metazoa; Chordata; Aves; Passeriformes; Viduidae
Gene: SPATS2
Product: spermatogenesis associated serine rich 2
Exons: 14
Coding region: 190-1536 (448 amino acids)
Cellular component (GO): cytoplasm
Molecular function (GO): protein binding
Source: RefSeq, a predicted model, not a curated record
AUUGGCUGGUGAGCUCUGAGGGCUCUGCCGGGCCGCGGCCCCCGCCCGGAACGUCGCGGGUGAGGCGGGGAGGGGGCGAGGGACCCCCCGGGACCCCCCCCGGAGCCCUCGGAAAUCUCCCUUGAACAUCCCAAAAAGCCCCAAAAUUCCCAAAUUUCUGCUCCAAAACCUCUGGAAUUGCACCCAAAGAUGUCCAGGAAACAGCAGCCCAAAGAUCCCUCGGCGUUCGUGUUCGACGUUCGCUCCGGGGCCGUGCGGGCGCAGGGCGGCGGCUGCGAGAACAUGCGGGAGAAGGUGCAGGCCGUGCGGGCCGUGGUUCCCAACCGCAGCAACACCGAGAUCGUGCUGGUGCUGCAGCACUUCGACAACGCCGUGGACAGAGCGGUGCAGGCCUUCAUGGAGGGAAAUGCCAGUGAGGUGCUCAAGGAAUGGACGGUGACUGGGAAAAAAAAGAACAAGAAGAAAAAACCCAAAGCCAAGGCCCAGCCCGACCCCUCCCCCCCAGCCCCGGGCCCCGGGCAGGAGGAGAGCUGGGAAAAGCUGGAAAAGCUGGAAAAGCUGGAAAAGCUGGAAAAGCUGGGAAAGCUGGGAAAGCUGGAAAAGCUGGAAAAGCACCUGGGCAAACUGGGAAUUGCCAUCAACGGUUUCCAUGGCAACCGCUCCCCAUCCCUGGAGUCGCUGGGAGACGGCGCCGAGGGCGCGGCAGCCCUUGGGAACGGAAUUCCGGCUUUUCCUGGCCCAGCCCAGCCCCCGAGCCCGGCCCGGAGCCUCCGGAGCGGCCCCGGCUCCCCCGGGGGCAGAAAAAUGGGCUGCAGCCUGGAGCGCUCCCUGAAGGACCUGCAGCGCUGCUCCGUGGCCCUGGCGCGGUUCCGGGCGCUGCUGCGCGAGGAGGUGGAGACGUCGCUGAGGAGAGUGCGGCUGGUGUUCGGGGAGAUCCAGAGCUGCCUCAUGGAUCGGGAGGUGGCUCUGCUGGCUGAGAUGGACAAAGUCAAGGCAGAAGCAAUGGAGCUGCUGUCCCUGCGGCAGCGCCGGGCUGGGAUUCCCGUGGAGCUGCUGUCCCUGCGGCAGCGCCGGGCCGAGGCUCUGCGGGCUCUGACCGAGGCGGCCCCGGGGAUGUCGGAGGAGCAGCUGCUGGAGCUCCGCGCUGACAUCAAGCACUUUGUGAGCGAGCGCAAGUUCGACGAGGAGCUGGGCCGGGCCGGGCGCUUCGGCUGCGACCUGGAGGGGCUGCGGGGCAGCAUCGGAGCCUUCGGGACAGGUGGUUUCCCACCCCAGGCCGAGCUAUUCCAGCCGCUCCCGCUGCAGCUCCGGCCCCGGAUCCUCGGGAUCAACCCCGGGAUCAGCAAUGGGAUCAACAAUGGGAUCAGCAAUGGGAUCAGCAAUGGGAUCAACCCCGGGAUCAGCAAUGGGAUCAACCCCGGGAUCAACACCGGCAUUCCCGACGGGAUCGGCCCCGGGAUCCCCCCCGGAAUUCCCGGGAUCCCCCGAGGACGGCGCCGCCCCAACGGAGCCACCCCCGGCCCCACAGAAUUUUGA